Messenger RNA from Monosiga brevicollis MX1, 930 nucleotides. RefSeq lists its product as uncharacterized. Gene Ontology annotation, molecular function: cysteine-type deubiquitinase activity. Bases 125 to 736 code for a protein of 203 amino acids. The record is from RefSeq and is a predicted model, not a curated record. The transcript is spliced from 5 exons. Lineage: Eukaryota; Choanoflagellata; Craspedida; Salpingoecidae. Gene Ontology annotation, biological process: protein deubiquitination.
GGCGGAAACGGCAUCCGGUGGAGCGCAAGGCGCCUCGGUUGAAGCGGGGAGGGCAAUACAGGAUCAACAGGGCCAAGUUCAGCAUGAUGCCGAGCCGGUAGCGGAAUGGCAUGGUCCCGCGUCCAUGGCCGACUCUGGGGCUGAGGCGAGCCACGCCGAGGCGCUUCGUCGGCUUGCACCUGAUGGCUUGUACUUGGAACGCCAGAAGCGAAUGUGCUGCGCCAUUCACGCCACGAACAACCUCCUUCAAACCCCCACCUACGAUAUGUCAAGCUUUGAUGACCUGAUUGCACAACUUCCACAAUUUGGCGGACGUUGGGCCUCGCCGUACAAGAGCGCUGUCUCGUACCUGGGACACUUUUCGGCGAGUGAGCUGCAUGUUCCAAAUUUCUAUGGCUUGAUGCUCAAUCUCAAGUCGCGGUCACGUGCAGCGUCUGUACUGCGCAUGUUUCGCCUGGCACAAGGUCGCCAUUGGCUGGCCGUCGUGCCACUUCAGCACCCUGCGUCGACUGCAAGCACCGCCCCACAACAGCUGCCCCCGAUCAAGGCAGGGGCAGAUAAAGCCGCGCCCACUUAUGCUUGGCUCGAUUCUGUUAAGACUCAGCCUGAGACCCUGACCGAGGGCGAGCUUGUGGCACGCUUGCAACGCGAGAUUGAUCGCAAUGGAGUCGUCUACGUUGCUACACGACAGGCGACCGCUCAAAGUACCCAGGCGGCUCCAGCUGAGAGGCCUUGACCUGACUUGCACACCCGAGUGCCAUUGAGAACAAGCCUCGUGGCCGAGGCUGUGCCCCGCGAAGCUUGCUCCCAUCUGCUCAACAUGAUUAUCCGCUCGCUUGUCGUUUGGUGCCUCACCCUUGAGCGUUUUAUGAACCAGGCGCAAACGUAAUACAUGCUAGAAAUUCAGACCCCACAUUGAAGAUAAAAUUG